Coniophora puteana RWD-64-598 SS2 is the source of this 1065-nucleotide messenger RNA. RefSeq lists its product as uncharacterized. The coding region runs from base 1 to 1065 and encodes 354 amino acids. The transcript has 5 exons. The record is from RefSeq and is a predicted model, not a curated record. NCBI's taxonomy places the organism in Eukaryota, Fungi, Basidiomycota, Agaricomycetes, Boletales, Coniophoraceae.
AUGGCUCAUACACCAUACCUGCGCUCCCCCGCCAACUCGCUUAUCUCUGUCUCCGAGUCUCUCAACACCCCUGCGCCCUCUGAGUCUCCCUACUCCGCAUCCCCUUCGUCCAGAGACGUCGCGCCGCCUUCUUCCACGGAUGGCGCACCCACUCCGUCCAGUAAAGUCACCCCCCCUUCGCCGAUGGAGGACUCCCGCUCGCCUGAGCACCCUACUCGUCCAUUCUUCUGGGCAUGCAAUCCUGGUACCCCGGAGUUCCCGGCCCAACCUCCUCCUCCCCCCACUACCCUGCACACCUUCGCGUCCCUGAGCAAGAAGCCGGCAUAUGCCCUCAACUGCAGCUGCAGCCACUUCAACAUUCACAUGCAGGGUAACAGCACCAAAUCCGAGGUUGUUACGGCCUGUGUCGGCCAAUGCUGUUUGGAUCUUAUAUCCGAGACUGUCGUCGACAUCUUCACCAAGUCCCCUGAUUACCACAUCGACUUUCAAGACAUGGUUCAGGUGGCGGUUCGUCGUGAGCUCCUGGACAUCACCAACAACAAGGACUUUACAAGCAAUGCGCUGGGCAGGAGAUGCAUCACCAGAACAAGAUGGCCUGAGCGCGGAUCGCUGCUGCCAAUCACGCACGUGGUCAUACAGAUGUUUAGCCACCUCUCCACUGCUUGUCGUUCCGCGUCGGAGCCUCGCUCCAAUGACAUUGAAUAUACCAACACUCGCACCGUUAAUGAGGAGCACUUUCCUUAUGGUAUUAUCCCGCCGGACGGUGUCAUCAACCGUAAUCUCAAUGGUACAUUUCAGGAUUUGGUUGAGGGUCUACCCACCAGGACCGUGAAGCUUUUGCCGUCCGUCAAGGCAACAUACAUUAUGCCGCAUGCUCCGUCUGAGCCGCUGUAUUAUUGGGUUCCAUUUGGAUAUGCCAUCGGCGUGUUCUCGAACCCGGAUAUCUACUACAGCGUGUGGUCUGGAGGCCGAGGCUCAGAGGGGCACGAGGUCUUCUCACUUGAGGAGGCUUUUGAGGCCAUGGAGGAUGCGCUUCGGGAGGGACGCUUUGGUCUGAUUCACUAG